AGUAGGUAUGGAGAGGGUAACUUCUUGUGAGGGGAGUGUCACUAGAGUGAUCGCAGCCACCGAUUUAACAUCCUUGGCUUAAAUAUUGAUUAUUAACCAUAGAAUAUUGCGAUAUGAGAUAGAACAUCUAAAUUUAAUUGAUUCAGAUGAUCAGUAUGGGAAAAGUAACUAUUUUGAUCAUCGGUGCGUGACACCACUACUGUGUACAACCGCAUGCUGAGAAGAAUUCGGAAUUAAGAUGUUUCAAUUCUUCAGAAUGCAAUAUAUUUUUUAUUGAUGUUCUUGCCUUAUCAAUGAUUCUUGCAACAUACUUGAAUAGUGGAAAACAACAAUUAAAGGACAUUGACAAAUAAAGUCAUCAAAGCAACGAUCACUUGAUACGUUAGUCACAUAAAUUCCAAAAAUAAUGGGUAAUGUAUUGGCAUCUACUGCAUCAACACCUAAUACAUUUGUAUCAAAACCCCAACAAGCAACAUCAAAUAACUUAGACCAUCAUGGAACAAAUAAACUGGAAGGAGAACCACCUCCAGAAUGCCCCAUGCAUAAAUCAGCGCAAAAUACACCUCCUAAGGUUACCACCGAAUGUCCAGUAGAUCAUGCUGGCCAAGAUAUUAAUCCUCUUAACAUGAUGCCACCUGCUAAUCAACAACCAGCACCAGAUCAACCGUUUCCUUUGCCCACGGACAGACAAGUCUCAUCAAUACCAAAGGCGACAGCUGAAAAUGAAUUUUGGGUAUAUCCUUCUCAACAAAUGUUUUGGAAUGCUAUGUUAAGGAAAGGCUGGCGAUGGAAGAAAGAAGACAUAUCGCCUGAUGACAUGAGCAACAUAAUAAAAAUUCAUAAUGCCAACAAUGAACAAGCAUGGCAAGAAGUACUCAAAUGGGAAGCAUUACAUGCUCGUGAAUGCAGUACUCCAAAGUUGCGCAGCUUUGGAGGUAAAGCUACACAGUAUUCACCACGUGCUCGUAUUCGACAUUGGAUGGGAUAUGAAUUGCCAUUUGAUCGUCACGAUUGGAUCAUAGACAGGUGUGGGAAGAAUGUUAGAUAUAUUAUAGAUUACUACGAUGGUGGUCAAGUAAAUGACAAAUACACUUUUGCUUUACUCGACGUAAGACCUGCUAUGGAUUCAAUAGAAAAUGUCUGGGAUCGCAUGAAGGUAACAUGGUGGCGUUGGAGAUAUUGUAACGAAUCAGCAGAAUCGGAAUGUGCCCAACAAACACAAUAAAAAAGGAAAUUAGAUACUAAGUAGACUGGAAAAGCAUCAGUGUUCUAAUGAUGUGCUAGUUUUGAAAAGCAGGACGUUAUGUUCAAAUAAUGUACAAUUUUAAAAAAACGAAAACAGCAGAUUAUAAUUAUAUACGCAACCAAGUAUAUACAUUAAUAUUUAAAACGAAUAUACGCGUUUAAGUAUACAUGAAAUUAAAAACUUGUACAGCGAAAGAUAUUACGAUACUUAAAAUUUACUGCCAAAAAAAAUCAAUUUUAAAAACAACUUCAUUCAAAAUUCAAUUUUAUUUUUUACCAAGGACAAUUUUAAAGUGACAAUAUUGUUACAUGCACUUUUACAUUGUUUGCAUAUAACUUCAUAUAAUGAUUUAUUCUUGAAAACCAACUUACAGCUUUCAAACUAACUUGUAUAUUACUGUAACAUAUUGUUACUGUGAAACAACAGAAAAUAAAAUUGUUAAAACCGUUA
Molecule: messenger RNA, 1696 nt
Organism: Nomia melanderi (Alkali bee)
Lineage: Eukaryota; Metazoa; Arthropoda; Insecta; Hymenoptera; Halictidae
Gene: Cchl
Product: Cytochrome c heme lyase
Biological process (GO): cytochrome c-heme linkage
Cellular component (GO): mitochondrion
Molecular function (GO): holocytochrome-c synthase activity
Source: RefSeq, a predicted model, not a curated record